This is a messenger RNA of Brassica napus (rape), 2348 nucleotides long. RefSeq lists its product as uncharacterized. Lineage: Eukaryota; Viridiplantae; Streptophyta; Magnoliopsida; Brassicales; Brassicaceae. The transcript is spliced from 5 exons. Bases 867 to 2066 code for a protein of 399 amino acids. The record is from RefSeq and is a predicted model, not a curated record. Gene Ontology annotation, biological process: regulation of asymmetric cell division.
GUUUUUUUUAUAAACUGAAUCCCUCAAAAUGAAAAGUCAAAUCCACUAGAGAUAAAUACUCUCUCGUGCAGUUUCACAGAUCCGAUUUCUCCAAAGCUUUUAUUUGUUUCUCCCUUUUGAACCGCCUGCUUAUUUUCCUGGAAAAUACAUCAAAAAAUCCUAUCUUUUUCACUUUCUCCGAGAAAAUAAAGUUUUAAUCUUUCCAGUUUUAGUUCAAACACACUAGAACAGAGAGUUAACAGAGCUAAAGGGUGUUUCGAACGCUAACUGCUGAUGAUCUCAUGUUUAUGAAGAGAAGUUUCCAUUUUUUCCCAGGAAAGUGAAGAGAUUUUGAGAGUAUUGGUAAGUGCAUUUUUCUUCUUCUUUAGGAUCUCUUAAUCCUACAAAAAAAAGUUUCUUUUUUUUUGCGUCAUUUAUACCGUAAAAAAUAAAUAAAAUGGUAUAACACUUCUAAAAAAUGGUGGCAUUAAAUGUUUGUAAUUUAAUGCCGAAACCAAAUUGCAAUAAAGAAGAAAGAGAGAUUGGCUCUACUCUUUUGGUCAUAUCUCUCUGUGUUUCAAAUUAAUAGCAGAGACAGUGAUUUUUCAACAGCUUCAAAGUAUGUGGCUUUUCUUAUCCAAAGCUUGGAUUUUUCUUACAAGUGAUCCUAGGUUGUCUUCUUCAACCUAGUAGGGUGUUUGAUCCAUUGUUUUUUUUAAAUUCUGUUCUGUUUUUAUUGUUAAGUUUAGGUUGAAGUUAAUGGCUGAAGAAGGUUGAGUCUCUCUGUAUCUACUGAUCAAAUUGUGUUUUUUCUGACUGGUGCUUGAAGAUAUAGCUCUGGUGUUAUUGACUUCUCUGUCUGCAAGAUUAACAACUCUCUUAAAACCAUGAGAGCAGAUAAUGAUCAUGUGGUUGGAAACUCGGUAGAGAGCUGCAAAGAUGAGUCCAAGCCUCAUCAAUGUCCUGAAGAGAAGUGGGAAGAUGCAGAGCUAAAGAUCCAAGAAAAUGGGAAGAACGGUAGCAAUGUGCCUCCUGAGUUAUUCUAUGAUACAAGAACCGGCGACGAAUGGGAUAAAGAGAAUGAUGGAAAAGAUUCUAAUGAGGAUGGAAAGAAUAAUAUAGAUGCUAAAAGUGGUUCUCCUGAGCCAGUUGAUCCGGUGUUUUUUAUGGACAAGAAUGUAACGGCCUGUGACUUGCCUGAGAUUGUGGUUUGUUACAACGAGAACACUUACUACCAUGUGGUGAAGGACAUAUGUGUUGAUGAGGGCGUGCCGGUCCAAGAGAAGUUCUUAUUCGGUGAGAAAGGCUCAGUGAAAUGCAGCUCAGACUCAAACCAGUGUGAGUCAGAGGAUUUGAUGAAAGCAGACAAAGGGAUAGAAACAAUCAUCUCCUCAGAAGAAGACAGAAAUGGUAAGGUCGAUGAUGAAUCUGAGCUUUGUAAUGAUCCUAAGACAAACCAAGAUGUUGAAGAAUCUCCAAGAGAAGACUUUGCUGAUGCUGAAGGUUCUUCUAGCAGUUGCAAUCAAGAUCAUUUGAUUGUGACAAGAGAGGCCAAGGACUCUCAUGAAAUUGAAGUGGCUACCUCAGAGAAUGUUCCAAAGGAAUCUAAAACUUUGGGAGACAUUCUAUCAUGGGAAGAUGAACCAAAACCUCUUGAAGAACAAUCUCAACCUCAGCUUCAGGAGAAGGAAAGAGAUGAGCCAAAAGAAGCAGAGGAGGAGAAGCUUUCCUCUCUUCCCACAACAAUCUCUCAAGAGCCAAACAAGCCUUUCAACGACAAUCAGCAACCAAGCUUGGUAGUGGGAGAUACUUUGGAAGACAACAAACUUAUCUCAGGUGGAUUUGGAGAGACAAGUUUCUCAGGAGCAGAAGCAGUUUCAAUCUCAGGUCAUAUAACGUACACAGGACCUAUUGCAUUCUCUGGAAGCCUCUCUGUUCGUUCUGAUGCAAGCACAACCAGUGGAAGAUCCUUUGCUUUCCCAGUAUUACAGUCAGAAUGGAACAGUAGUCCUGUAAGAAUGGCCAAACCGGAGAAGAGGAGACACAAAGGAUGGAGACAGAUUCUUCUUUGCUGUAGAUCCUCUUGAUCAACUAGUUCAAAAGCUUCUUUACUUUGAAGCACAGAGGAGGAAGGAGAUAUGAGAUUUUACAGUAUUUUUUUCUUUAAAAGGGAUGUUUUAUAUUUUAAAUGCUGAAGUAAAUAUUUUUUCUCUUUUUUUUUGGGUGGUUUAUAGUUAUGACAUGGUGUGUGUAAUUGGCAUUUUGGUAGUAGUAUUAACAGCUAGGGGCUUUUGAGAUUGGUUAAAGAUGCAACAUGGUCGGUGUUAUGUAACCGAUGAGUUUAUUACUAUUAUAACUUCAUUUUCAUU